Centrocercus urophasianus (Greater sage-grouse) is the source of this 749-nucleotide messenger RNA. Its product is annotated as nucleoside diphosphate kinase-like. Gene Ontology annotation, biological process: UTP biosynthetic process; GTP biosynthetic process; CTP biosynthetic process. Bases 77 to 538 code for a protein of 153 amino acids. Gene Ontology annotation, molecular function: nucleoside diphosphate kinase activity. The record is from RefSeq and is a predicted model, not a curated record. Lineage: Eukaryota; Metazoa; Chordata; Aves; Galliformes; Phasianidae. The transcript is spliced from 4 exons.
GCAGCAGAACACCAGACCGGGGCUGGGGCUGCGCUUGCUGCUGACCCCGUGACGGUGGCUGCCCCUGGCCAGGACCAUGGCUUCCAUCUCAGAGCGCACCUUCAUUGCCAUCAAGCCUGACGGCGUGCAGCGGGGGCUGGUGGGAGAAAUCAUCCGGCGCUUCGAGCAGAAGGGUUUCAAGCUGGUGGCCAUGAAGCUGACACAUGCCUCUGAGGACCUUCUGAGGGAGCACUACAUCGACCUCAAGGACCGCCCGUUCUACGACGGCCUGGUGCACUACAUGCACUCCGGGCCUGUUGUAGCUAUGGUGUGGGAGGGUCUUAAUGUGAUUAAGACUGGAAGAGUGAUGCUGGGGGAAACUAAUCCCAUGGAUUCCAAGCCCGGCACUAUUCGUGGCGACCUCUGUGUGCAAGUCGGAAGGAACAUCAUCCAUGGGAGCGAUUCUCUAGAAAGCGCCGAGGCAGAGAUCAACCUGUGGUUCACUCCUGAAGAACUGGUUGACUACAGGAGCUGCGCUCACGAAUGGAUCUACGAGUAGAACUGAGGCGGCCUUUGGUCUCGUGGCUCCAGUUAGCUCCAGUCCUCCACACCACCUCCUCAAACCUGCUUCACAAACCUGCCACGUGCUCCGCUGUGAACGCUGAUCGGUGGUUGCUGUUGCUUUGGUUAGAAAACUACCGAGCUGUAGAUAGCAACGUGCUUUAAAAAGCGUCUCGGAUGUUCAUGCGGGUGAUAGAGGUGAAAUUAAA